Arachis ipaensis is the source of this 1034-nucleotide messenger RNA. Its product is annotated as chlorophyll a-b binding protein 3, chloroplastic. Gene Ontology annotation, cellular component: membrane. Lineage: Eukaryota; Viridiplantae; Streptophyta; Magnoliopsida; Fabales; Fabaceae. Gene Ontology annotation, biological process: photosynthesis, light harvesting. The record is from RefSeq and is a predicted model, not a curated record.
CAUUACUUCCAACCACUCACUCAUCAACAAUACUCACACAGCAACAACAGAUUAACUAAAAGCAUAUAAUCAUGGCAGCCUCCACCAUGGCUCUCUCCUCCCCAUCAUUGGCCGGCAAGGCCGUCAAGCUCAGCCCAUCAGCCCCUGAGCUUGGAGUUGGAAGAAUCUCCAUGAGGAAAACCGCCACCAAGCAAGCAACUUCAGGAAGCCCAUGGUACGGCCCAGACCGUGUUAAGUACUUGGGCCCAUUCUCCGGUGAGCCCCCGUCCUACCUCACUGGUGAGUUCCCAGGUGACUACGGCUGGGACACUGCUGGGCUUUCCGCUGACCCAGAGACCUUUGCCAGGAACCGUGAGCUCGAAGUGAUCCACUCCAGGUGGGCCAUGCUUGGGGCUUUGGGCUGUGUCUUCCCAGAGCUUUUGGCCCGCAACGGUGUUAAAUUCGGAGAGGCUGUGUGGUUCAAGGCCGGAUCACAGAUCUUCAGCGAGGGUGGGCUUGACUACUUGGGCAACCCAAGCCUAAUCCACGCACAGAGCAUCUUGGCCAUUUGGGCCACCCAGGUCAUCUUGAUGGGAGCCGUUGAGGGUUACCGUAUUGCCGGUGGGCCUCUUGGAGAGGUUACUGACCCACUUUACCCAGGUGGCAGCUUUGACCCAUUGGGCCUUGCCGACGACCCAGAGGCUUUCGCCGAGCUCAAGGUCAAGGAGAUUAAGAACGGUAGGUUGGCCAUGUUCUCCAUGUUUGGAUUCUUUGUUCAGGCUAUUGUCACUGGAAAGGGCCCAUUGGAGAACCUCGCUGACCACCUUGCUGACCCAGUCAACAACAACGCCUGGGCCUAUGCCACCAACUUUGUCCCCGGAAAGUGAGCUCUGAGUUUAGCUCUUGGGUUUUGAAAAAAAAAAAAACCUAAAAGGAAAAAAAUGAGGAAUCAGCUGUGGGGUUGGGAUUUGGGAUUUUGAGAAUGUGAAUUAGUAUGAUGUGAACCGUGUACCUAUUUGGUCUCACUAAAUGUUAAUUACAUCUUUUUUUCCUAA